GGAAGAAGAAAAUGAGGACACUGCUGAGGAUUGUUCUGAAGAUCCCCAGUUUGAGAAGUUUGUAGUUGAACUUAGGAGGUGUUUCAAGAGGCAGGAAGCACAAAAUAAACAAAUGCAAGAAGACUUGAAGAAAUUUGUCCGUAAGGAGAUUCGUGCUGCCUUAGAUCCAAAGGUCAAAAAGACAGAACCAACCAAAACUUCCCAUGCUUCACAGGGCCCAAAUAAAUCGGUGGUUAAGGCACCGAUGAGUGUGACGAAGGCAUCUAAAAAGAUGUCUACAAAGAAAGUCUUCAAGUCUGGAACAAGAAAGUCUUCAAGGCUGAAGAAUAUAAUGACGUCAGUUGCGGAGAUUACUCAGCUUUCUGAUGGUAACUCUUCCUCUGAGGAAGAUGACCAGGAUGAAGCCAACAAUGAAGGUGGUUUUUCUGUAAAUGAUGGAGGAGAUUUUUCGAACAGAGACGAAGGUAUGGUUGACACUGGAGUAGCUAACAUUUCAGUUGGUGGACCUACACCUUCCCAUCAGGAUGAAGGAGCACGUGAUGGUGGUGAGUCUGUCCUUGUUGGUACACAGUCAGGGACCGAGGAAAAAGCUAGUGCUGACACAGAGAUGGAAGAAAUUCCAUCUUUUGUACCUUCAACCUCUGUACAGGUAUGUCUUGUGCUAAUAGUCACAUACUGUUUUCCAUAAGUGUACGCGUAUCAAUUAUUUUCAGUUCUCCACGUACAUAUAGCUUAAGAAGUGUAUGGUAUACUAUGUUUUAGG
Arabidopsis lyrata subsp. lyrata is the source of this 763-nucleotide messenger RNA. RefSeq lists its product as uncharacterized. The coding region runs from base 113 to 688 and encodes 191 amino acids. Lineage: Eukaryota; Viridiplantae; Streptophyta; Magnoliopsida; Brassicales; Brassicaceae. The record is from RefSeq and is a predicted model, not a curated record. The transcript is spliced from 3 exons.